AUGGCGAUGGGGAUGGUGGGAUCCCAAACGAACAAGUACAUACUGCCCUUCCUUCGGGAGCCAUGGAUUUUCUUUGGCUGGGCACAUUAUCCCUCAGGGAUCAAGGUAUCUCAGGUAACCUCUGGGUAUGAGCCGGUGUCCGUUCUUGCGUCGGUGGUGAAUCCGAUGUCUCUUAGACAUCAGGUUCACCGUCGGCGUGGGUUCGUUCUGAGAUUAUACGGCCUUUAA
Penicillium psychrosexuale is the source of this 228-nucleotide messenger RNA. RefSeq lists its product as uncharacterized. The coding region runs from base 1 to 228 and encodes 75 amino acids. Lineage: Eukaryota; Fungi; Ascomycota; Eurotiomycetes; Eurotiales; Aspergillaceae. The record is from RefSeq and is a predicted model, not a curated record. The transcript is spliced from 2 exons.